Cladocopium goreaui is the source of this 393-nucleotide messenger RNA. Lineage: Eukaryota; Dinophyceae; Suessiales; Symbiodiniaceae. The record is from the annotation of a GenBank genome assembly.
AUGCUGCCCGAGAGUGAGAAUAACGUGGCCCGCGAGUUCUUCCUGCAUUUGGACACCGAGUGUCGGGGACAGGACGUCACAUUCACAGAGUUCAUUGCUGCCACCUUCGACCGCAAGCGCGGUUUGGGUGAGAAGAUGUGCCGAGCUGCAUACCAGAGUUUCGACAGGACUGGUGACCAGCAGGUGAGUUUGACGGAUCUCGCCGAAGGACGACUCAUCGGCCAAUUGACCUCCAAAGACCUGAAGCGUGUGCUUCGAGACCUGGGAGAAGAGCUGGACACCGUGGACUUCGCCAGUUUCAUGAAGAUGCUACCAGCCAUUACCAGCCUUGGAUUGGCCUUGGAUGGUGGCCUUGGUGGCCAGGGAGUUGAGGGGGGCGUAGGGCUUAACUGA